UCAAAUGGACUGAGAUCUAACCUUUUCAAACAAAGUAAAGAAGUGGAAUAUUAUUUGAGGACACACGGCAAUGUAUUUCUCUUUUUUUUUCCUUGAAAUUCAUGAAUCUUCAAUUUGACACAAGGAUCAUCAAAAAUGACAAACUACGAGAUACUUAAAAGUGCUGUUCAAUGGAUCUCAUUCGUUUUCUCGAUUUGCUUCAAUUCAAUUUUGAUUUUUCUCAUAAUUACGCAGUCUCCAAAGAAAAUGGGAAACUAUCGAUAUUUGAUGAUCUAUUUUUCCUGUUUCGCAAUGUUUUUCUCAACUAUCGAUGUCAUAGUUGCUCCGUUCAUACAUACGCAUGGAACAAGUGCGACUGUCUUGAUGAGGAGGAGUGAUUCGGAUACAAUUGUAAAUCUACAAUAUGUACUUUUGAUCCUCUUGUGCUCAUGUUUUGGAGUGACUAUAACCUUCUUCGCAAUUCACUUCGUCUUCAGAUACUUUGCCCUGGAAAGAAAAGGCAGAAUCUCAUAUUUUGAUGGUCCCCGUUUAAUCGUUUGGAUUGCUGUUCCAAUGUUUUUUGGCAUUAUAUGGGGAACCACGGUUCUAUUUUUUGCACUUCCCACUGAUGAGACUACUGAACUCAUUAGAGAAAGCGUUAUGAAACAUUACAAUCUGGAAAUGGAAGAUGUGAUCUAUGUAGGAGCGUCUUAUUAUCGGAGAAAAAGCGACGGAACAUUGGAAAUGAUAGUUUCUAGUUUUAUUGCCGCUUCUAUUUUCUUUACGAUGAUGGGAACAUCAUUUUCCGUUGUAUGUUAUUACGGUGUGUUGAGCUACCGAAGAAUCGCAAAUUUGCAGAACGAAGGAGAAUCUGAAUUCACGAAAAAUUUACAAAAACAGUUACUAAAAGCUCUCUUUCUACAGGCGCUCAUUCCAAUUCUUUUGAUGUAUUUACCAGUUGGAACAUAUAUGACUCUACCUGCAUUAAAUUUGGAUUCUGAAGAAUUCAGUAAAUUUGUUACUCUUCUCUAUGCUAUAUACCCAGCAAUUGAUCCAUUACCCUUGUUCUUCGUAAUUGAUAACUAUCGAAUUGCGUUGAAAGGAUACUUUCUUGGGUGUCCAGGAAAUCAAAACAGGGUCUCAGUGGCUGGAUCGGAUAAUUAAGUAACGACUGGAGAAACAUCUGUCUUCAAUAUUUCGUUUGAUCUCUUGAGCGUUUUAUUUCAGUUUCUAUAAUAAAUUGCUUUUAUUGGU
This is a messenger RNA of Caenorhabditis elegans, 1233 nucleotides long. It is a transcript of the gene str-165, whose product is annotated as Serpentine receptor class r-10. The transcript has 9 exons. NCBI's taxonomy places the organism in Eukaryota, Metazoa, Nematoda, Chromadorea, Rhabditida, Rhabditidae. Gene Ontology annotation, cellular component: ciliary membrane. The record is from RefSeq and is marked reviewed. Gene Ontology annotation, biological process: detection of chemical stimulus involved in sensory perception of smell. The coding region runs from base 136 to 1143 and encodes 335 amino acids.